CACCUUAGAUCUUUGAGAUUGCUCAAAUCCAGGGUGCUUGCUGGAGGGAAGUAAGCAAAACAUGGAUAUAUACAUGCUCAUAUGGUGCCAGAAUGAACUGAUGAAAAUGGGGUGUGGCCCUGAUUUUACAGAUAAAUCGGGAUUUCCGCCCUCCUUUGGCAGAGGACGGAGCGAGAGUGUGCCGGUGAUAGGAUACGACCGCGUUUCUGUGCCUGGUGGGGAGCUGUGCAGGCUGGCAAAAUGAAAAUGCUCUUCUGCUGUCAGCUUUGCUGAGGGGCUGUGCAGCUGUGAUGGAGAGCUCUGGCUGUGCUGUGGGCUGGGUGAGGAAUGGGUGUAACGGGAUUCGGAGAGGCUUUGGGAACACGUCAUUGGAGCAGAAUCCCAUUGUAUUCCCGGCACACGUCGUGUCACAGCAAGCUGCAGGGCUGAGGCUCAGGUAGGACUCACCCUGGCUCCCCAACACACCAGCUAAAGACCUCUGGAAUGGGAAGUUUCAGUAAAUGGUAGGUUUGGAAUUUCGCCAUGGUAUGUAGAGGCAAGUCAACAUCUAAGCCAACACCGUCCUUGCUAAAUCAAGUCUUGCAUAAGGAGGUUGUGAUGUGCUCAGUCAGACUUUCUGCUGGCAGCGCUGUAGACAUACUCGUUCCAGAUAAGGCCUUGUCUUCAUUAGCAAUUUAGGUCACUAACAUGGCUCUUCCUUCCAAACUGACAGAUCUACAGACAAGGACAGGUCACGUUUGAUGCUGGGUCAGCUGGCUGUGACUGAACCCAAAUUCACAUACUGUAACUUGCUUUUUCAGUGAAAUUCUUUGCAUCAUGUGCCCCCAACUUUUGAAGAUGGGCUUGUUAUGCUGCGUGGCAGUCCACUGUGGCUAAUGGCAGAAGAAGUUAGCUGUGUACAACAAGAUGCAGGAGUCUCUGGAAGUGACCCUUCCCAGCAAGCAAGAGGAGGAUGAGAAAGACCAGCCUGCCGAGAUGGAGUACCUGAACUCUCGCUGCGUCCUCUUCACUUACUUCCAGGGAGACAUUGGUUCCGUGGUGGAUGAACACUUCUCGAGAGCUUUGAGCCAAGCCAGCAGCUUCAGUUCAGAGACUGCCCUUUCCAAGAGCAAGGCAGGGCUCAACCCUCUGUGGAGAGAAAGCUCGACGAUUUCAAGCCAAAGGAGCAGUUUCCCCACCUCGUUUUGGACCAGCUCUUACCAGCAUCCCCCUCCUCCCCCCUGCUUAAGUGGAGUGCACCCCGAUUUCCCCGUGACUGCACCAGGCACCUUCCCAACACCAGAUCCCAGCAGCUGGCCGGGACACGGCCUUCCCCAGACCGCCCCGCCCGCUCCCCCCGCCGCCUCUGAAUCCUGGCCUUACCCCCUGGCAGCGUCUCAGGUGAGCCCCCCGUACAUGCACGAGGUGUACGUGCACCGCCACGCCGCCGGCGCGCACCGCGACCCCCGCUACGGCUCCCUGCUGCUGCCGCCGGUCCGCGCCGCCAGGAUCCCCCCGUGUGACGGGGCCAAGGCAGAGCCCAACGUCACCAGCGCUACCUCAGCCUGGGCUGGAGCCUUCCACGGAACCGUGGACAUCGUGCCGGGCUUUGGCUUCGACGCAGGUCUACAGCAUCAGGACAAGAGCAAGGAAACUGCUUGGUUCUGAAGUACAGAGAAAUUGAGACCAGCCAGAGCUGGAGUCUGCAGAGCUGGUGAUGCAGGGUGAUGCAGCAGUGGUUGACUCCUUCUGAGUGGAGCAAAGGACACACAUGAAGAUGAAGGGCCAACUAUUCUGGUUUUGCUAUUGAGCCUUUUAUUUGUAAGGCCGUUUAUGGGUCCCACAGUGUUGGAAAAAAAAAACAAAACAAACAGAAACCUAACUUUUCUUUCUUUCCUCAUCUGAGCCUGCUGCAGCUGGGCAACCUAACUCCUUUCUGCUCCUUUAACAGUGUUUAGUUUUGUUCAGCUUGAUAUUUUUAUGAACAGUCUCAAUAGUCAGGAAAAAGACUCUCCCUUGAUUACAGUGCGCCUUCUUUCAGGAAUACAGUAUUUUGUAGCUCUUUGUGCAUCUAUUUUUGUAGAAAUACAGAAAGUUUGGGUAAGGAUUGAUGGGCUAUUUUAGGAUGACAUAUUUUUUUAAAAAAAUUGUAAAAUUGUUAAGUUCUGUUUAAAGAACUUGCUCUCAGAGAAGCACUGGCAAAAAUGUAUAAAAUGCUAUUUUUAGAUGUCUGUGAUGUGUUUGUGCAUUUUGGGUUUUUUUGUUUGUUACCUCAAAUGUCUAUCUUCUUUCUUUUUAAAGAGCUAAACUCCUUUGUUUUCACUUUACUAGAUUCUGAUGUUUUUGUCCUUUGGUUCUAGCUUAAGCAAGUAUAAUUCGCACCUGAAGUUUCAGCCAAAUAUUUUUUCCUGGUGUUAGGUUGUAGUAAAAGUGUUUUUGUUUUUCUUGCUUCUAAAGGUGGCUUUGUGCUGUGCUGAUUGUCAGAAGCUUGCAAACACCUUUAGCAUACAGCAAAGCUUGAGGUUACAGCAACUGCAUUUCCAACCCAUCCAUUCUUUCAAAAUGGACCAAAUACUCUUAAAUCAGACACAAAUAUGGGCCUCAUCUGUGAUCCAUUGCAGCUGUUGAUCACAGCUCCCUGUGGGUUAUGUUGCAGUACAAUCUCGCAGGCGGGACUCUCAGCUAAGCCAUUUCAAGGUGGUAACUUAUAACAUCAAUAUUCAGGGAAAUGGAAAAAAAUAUAUUAAAAAUCCAGGUUUAUAAAAAUGACAGAAGGUUUUCAACUGGCCUGCUCUGAGUGCUGAGCAGCUCAAGGGAAGCACUGCAGUUCCCAUCUCCCGUUGACCUCGGGACGCGUUUGCGGUGUCGGGAGCAGCCGCGCGCGCUGAGCCUGCACACACCAGGGCUUGGCAGCCACAGGAGCAGAGCCUGGCCUUGGAACAGCAGCAUGGCCACGAGGAAGCACAGCCCUCUGCUUGGGAAACCCCCCUGGGCUGGGCCUUGCCUCUGACUUGUGGUUGGAGCCAAGGUGAGCGUGGUCAAUCCUGGGGAGGGGCUGCGAGCUGGAGCUGGGUCAGGCUCCGUGCCCAGCCCCUGGGAACUCCUGUGAGUGUCACCAUGUGCUUAGAUGGGACUGAGGGCAGCCCAGGCUCAGGGCCUGGCUUGCUGGGUCCUGGCUGUGGCUUGGGGAUGUUGCCUUUCUGCUCUGUGCAGCCAGGGUCCCUCUGUAGCGUUUCCUAAGGCUGUUACAAAGCAUUAUAUUUCUGUCACUCUCAGACAUCCCUGUUUGAAAGGCACACCGGCCGAGUGGAAAAACCAAGAGACAAACACAUGGCUGAGAUAAGGAGGAGUUUAAUUUUAAGGCACUGAGCGUUGUAAAUGUAGUUUAGUCAGGUGGAGACCACAUGGAUGUGUGUGUGAAAGGGGAGGGGGGUGCUGGGAUGUGCAUGCCACUCUGAGCUUCCCUGCACUGCUUCCUCCCUCCAGGCUUUUUGAACUUGAUCCUGCGAGGUGUUGGGCAUUCUUCCUUGUCAAGGCAGAGGGCUUGACGUGCUGGCACUGGAGGCAUUAGGAUUAUAUCACAAUUUGGCAAGACCCUUAAGUCUCUACCUUGCUGAUUUGAAGUUUGAGACAGCGUAUAAAUGCUGAAUGGACUAUGGUUAAAUAUUGCUUUAAAGUAAUAAGGUUGGAGUCUCUGUGUUGGGAUGAUGAAUUAAAUGUGGUGGGGUUUUUUCCUCAUCUUUGUAGUCCAUCAGUAUUUCUUUCUCUCAAUAAAUUUCACUCUCAUGACAGUUUCUCUAUAUUAUUGCUGCUCUGGUGGAGCUAGCUCUUCAAUUUGUCAAUAAAUUCAUAAUGCAGUGGAAAAACUGUGUGGGAGGGAAUGGAGUACCAGGUGCCACAGUUCACUUUCUUAUCAGGACAGUA
This is a messenger RNA of Ficedula albicollis (Collared flycatcher), 3903 nucleotides long. It is a transcript of the gene VGLL3, whose product is annotated as vestigial like family member 3. Gene Ontology annotation, biological process: regulation of transcription by RNA polymerase II. Bases 907 to 1647 code for a protein of 246 amino acids. The transcript is spliced from 5 exons. The record is from RefSeq and is a predicted model, not a curated record. Lineage: Eukaryota; Metazoa; Chordata; Aves; Passeriformes; Muscicapidae. Gene Ontology annotation, cellular component: nucleus.